This is a messenger RNA of Letharia columbiana, 651 nucleotides long. RefSeq lists its product as uncharacterized. The transcript has a single exon. Bases 1 to 651 code for a protein of 216 amino acids. The record is from RefSeq and is a predicted model, not a curated record. NCBI's taxonomy places the organism in Eukaryota, Fungi, Ascomycota, Lecanoromycetes, Lecanorales, Parmeliaceae.
AUGGCAGAAAUGGAAGGGGUCAAGCAAGUGAUGAGAGAGGAAGAAGAGGAAGAAGAAGAAGAACAUGAGGAAGAAGAGGAAGAACAAGAAGGGGAUAUAGUCUCAGGGCCAUGCUACCAGGUCAACAGUGCCGUCACUCUCCAGCAAUCGGACCUCUGCGAAAUAUACACAUGUCUCCAUUGGAGAGGGAAAUCCGAGCACACGUGCUGGUCUUACCUCGAGAUCAAACAGAUGAUCGGCCACGCCAGCCUCAAGCUCGACAAAGACGAAUAUCAGCAUCUAGACCUCAAUGGCGUGAUCAUGUGCUUGCUCGACGAAGAGGAUGAUCUCACGAAAGCUGUGAAGGUUGUCGCUGAGCAUAGCAAGGAUAAAUUUGUGGAAUGGAUCUCAUCCCUUUAUAAACGUGGUGUGGAACCUUAUGCUGAAGAAACGAAGUCAGUAUCAUCACUACGUCUUGUGACAAAUUCCUCAACUGAUUGGGCAUCUAGUUUGGCUAAACAGCAAGACGAUGAGUUAGCCGCUCGGCAAGAUGCCAUGGGGACACCGGCUGCGAAAAGACGCCGGAUCGGUGAGUUCAAUUCGAUUGCCGCAGUGUUGGAGGGAAAAUCUAGCGGGAGUCAAGGUGGACAGGGUCAAGGCGGAAGCAAGUAG